Messenger RNA from Pseudocercospora fijiensis CIRAD86, 1335 nucleotides. RefSeq lists its product as uncharacterized. The transcript is spliced from 3 exons. Bases 1 to 1335 code for a protein of 444 amino acids. The record is from RefSeq and is a predicted model, not a curated record. Lineage: Eukaryota; Fungi; Ascomycota; Dothideomycetes; Mycosphaerellales; Mycosphaerellaceae.
AUGGGCGGCAGCGCGUUUCUCAGCGCCUCUGCCGAAGGCCAUCCAACACUGCACACCCCUCGAAUGACUCCGGACGUUUAUGCGGCGAGAAAGACGCAAUACACUGCUGCCCUGCAGAGCUACUUCCCCGAGUGCCACGUAGUCGCGCUCAAAGAAGCGCCCGAGAAGUCUGAUUACGGAGAUGUCGAUUUCAUGGUUUGCACAGAUCGCAGUUUAGAUCUGAAAAAUCUCGCCACCUUUCUCGGAGCUGCAGGCGUCAUUGAUGGCGGACCUGGUCGCUGCUCGAUUGCUGUGCCUCAAGACGGCUCAAAGAGUUGCCAUCCACCUGUUACCUACAAAGCUGCAGGAGGGCCAGGCCGCAAGGGGAAGCCUUCAACCGACAAGAACUAUGCUCAGAUCGAUAUUGAGCUCGUGCAUCCUUCGAUGUUCAAGUGGUAUUCCUUCUUUGCAUCCUAUGGCGACCUCGCUGGCCUGCUUGGUGCAAUCAUGCACAACAUCGGCUUCACGGUGAGCGAUAGAGGUCUAUUCCUACGCUUUGAGGAGCUUGACGAAGCGAAGCAGAUGCAGGGUAUCAGAGUAAGCAAGGAAGAAUGUCUACUCCUCUUGUCGAACGAGCCAGAGGAGGUGAUGAGGUUCUUGGGAGUGUCGCCUGAAAAAUAUGAGGCUGGCUUUGCGACGAUAGAUGCCUUCUAUACGUGGCUUGCCGAGUCUCGCCUCGUGACCGCUGACUUCCACAUCCAGUCGAAGCGCAAAAACACCUCCAAACAGCGUCAAAAAGACCGAAAGCGACCGAUGAUAGGCAACUUCUUCGACGAAUUCCUUCCAGCCUAUUUGAACCUCGACACUCACCACGACAGCACAAAUACAACGGCAGAAGAUGCGGUUCCAUGGUCAUCACCCGCAAUGAAGAAACUGCGCGAGAAAUAUGCAGAAGAAGCGCUCCAAUUCUUCGACAAGAGCGAUGCAUACGAGAUCCAACACAACACCCUCGUGGGCUGGCUACGAAGUCAGAAGGCCGAACAGCUGAUCAAACCCAUCGUCGCCGAAGUCAGUGGCAAGAAAGAAAGGAAACUAGCAGAAGUGGUGCGAGCAUUCCGAAGACGUGUCAGGUUCGGUGCAGACGAAAAGCCAUACAUCGCAGAGGUCGCGCACUCCGAUCAAGAAUCAGAACUGCGGCGCUGGCUGGACAGUGCGGACUCUCUGAAAGAUGUUGAGGCUGUGAGAGCAUGGAUAGAGGCGCACUGGGAAGAGCUUAAGGAGCUCGAAAGGCGUGAGGAAAUUCAUCCAUCUCAAGGCCCAGACAUGAAGUCGAAGGACAAGUGGCUUCGCGAAUAG